GGAGGCCGGCCACAGUUUGCUUCAGCGCCCAGGAUGCAUCGGGCGAAGGAAGUGAUGAAGGUGUCAGAUGGCAGCCUCCUGGGGGACCCUGGGCGCACACCACUGAGCAAGAAGGAGGGCGUCAAGUGGCAGAGGCCGCGGCUCACCCGCCAGGCCCUGAUGCGGUGCUGCCUGGUCAAGUGGAUCCUGUCCAGUGCAGCCCCACAGGGCUCAGAUAGCAGCGACAGUGAGCUGGAGCUGUCCACAGUGCGCCACCAGCCGGAGGGACUGGAUCAGCUGCAGGCACAGACCAAGUUCACCAAGAAGGAGCUACAGUCCCUCUACAGGGGCUUCAAGAACGAGUGUCCCACGGGCCUGGUGGAUGAAGACACCUUCAAACUCAUUUACUCCCAGUUCUUCCCUCAGGGAGAUGCCACCACUUAUGCACACUUCCUCUUCAACGCCUUUGACGCCGAUGGGAAUGGGGCCAUCCGCUUUGAGGACUUUGUGGUUGGCCUCUCCAUCCUCCUGCGAGGAACAGUCCACGAGAAGCUCAAGUGGGCCUUUAACCUCUACGACAUCAACAAGGACGGCUACAUCACCAAAGAGGAGAUGCUGGCCAUUAUGAAGUCCAUCUACGACAUGAUGGGCCGCCACACCUACCCUAUCCUGCGGGAGGACGCUCCUCUGGAGCAUGUGGAGCGGUUCUUCCAGAAAAUGGACCGGAAUCAGGAUGGGGUGGUGACCAUUGAUGAGUUCCUGGAGACCUGUCAGAAGGAUGAGAACAUCAUGAGCUCCAUGCAGCUGUUUGAGAACGUCAUCUAGGACAUGUCGGUGGGGAGGGGUCCUUGAGUGGCCACCACCACCUCUGCCCCCAGAGAAAUCUCAGUCCUGCAGGAGCAGCCUCUAUGAGAAACUUUUUUCUAAUAUAUUUGCAAAAAGUGAACAGUUUGCUCUAGACACACACACACACACACACAUACACACACAGAGCCGUUCCUUUGGGCUGGUAGAGGGGGUGCAGAGGUCAGGGAGGAGCUGAGUCUGGCUGGGAGCUGGAUCCAGGUGAUGAGAGCUAACCACCCGGCCAGCCCCCGACCAGCCCCCGGCCAGCAGUGGAGUGGGGCUGCCUCUGGAGUGGGUGCCUCUGAAAGAGCCGUGUGUGCAGGCUGCUGGCCACGGGGUGCUGCCAGGAAAGCACUCAAGAUCCCCUACAGGAGUGGGUCCAGUCUCCAAAACAAAGGCCCCGCUGGUGUGAGUCCUCUCGCC
This is a messenger RNA of Odobenus rosmarus divergens (Pacific walrus), 1248 nucleotides long. RefSeq names its product Kv channel interacting protein 3, calsenilin (gene KCNIP3). The record is from RefSeq and is a predicted model, not a curated record. The transcript has 9 exons. Gene Ontology annotation, cellular component: nucleus; voltage-gated potassium channel complex. Bases 34 to 804 code for a protein of 256 amino acids. Gene Ontology annotation, molecular function: DNA-binding transcription repressor activity, RNA polymerase II-specific; RNA polymerase II cis-regulatory region sequence-specific DNA binding; calcium ion binding. Gene Ontology annotation, biological process: regulation of potassium ion transmembrane transport; negative regulation of transcription by RNA polymerase II. Lineage: Eukaryota; Metazoa; Chordata; Mammalia; Carnivora; Odobenidae.